AUGACUCAAUCACAAAGCUCUUCUUCUUUGGAAGAACAUCCUGUAACUGUUACCGGUAAGGAAAACCCGGGGUUUGACAGCUCAGACAAUGAAGUUGGGCUAGUACUCCCAUCUUCUCCUGAAAAGGAGAGUUCAGAUACAAAGGAUUUCAAAGUUAUAACAUCAAGGGAUGCGGAUGUUACACUGAGAUUUUUAGAAGAGAACGACCAUUUGGUUGAGCCCAUAACUCCAGAGGAGGAACGGAAAUUGUCAAGAAAGGUUAUGUGGAUCGUGGUUAGUCUUACUGCAUUGAUUAAUCUCAUCUUGUAUGCUGAUAAAGCUGUGAUGUCUUAUGCAGCAAUUUUUACCUUUUUCGAAGAUACUGGCCUCACGCAAAACAAGUACAACAACGCCAACACUCUCUUCUAUUUCGGAUAUAUCGUAGGACAAGGGAAUUUGUUCUUCCUACAAAAAUUUCCGCUGUCCCGCGUUAUGUUUGUUAUGACCGCUUUGUGGAGUAUCAUUAUAUUCCUCCACUGUACAGCGUACAACUAUCAGGGAGUUUACGCCCUUAGAUUUUUCCUUGGAUUUGUUGAGUCAAUUGGUGUGCCUAGCUUGAACACAACGAUGGGCCAGUUUUUGACUCCGCAAGAAAAGUCGGCAACUGCUCCAGUAUUUUAUGCGGCCUGUAUGGGUGUUACAAUCCCUGUAGGGUUCAUUGCCUAUGGUGUUCUCAAUAUUACAAACUCUUCGAUCCCAACAUGGAAAAUAUUCUCCAUUAUCAUUGGCUGCUGUACAUUUUUAUCGAGCGUUUUGAUCUUCUUGGUGUAUCCAAGUAAUCCUACAGAUGCAAAGUUUUUGUCCAAGAAAGAGAAAAUAUGGGUUAUUAGAAGAGUGCAGCAGACUACUGGCUCCUCUAUCGAACAAAAAACUUUCAAGCCAUACCAGGCUAAAGAGGCGCUCAAGGACCCCAUUAGUUGGAUAUUUGGCGCGUUCUUUCUUCUUCAGCAGCUUGCCAACAACUUGACCUACCAGCAAAAUCUUUUGUUUGAAGAUCUUGGAAAUAUCACUGCGUUAGACUCUACCCUAGUGUCUGUUGCUUCGGGUGGUUUUGCUGUUGUGAUGGCAAUUAUUGCAAGUACAUUCUUGAUGUACAAAAAGAACUUUAUUGCGUUCUCGGUUGUUGUGUGGAGUUUACCAUCAUUCGUCGGGUCAAUAGGCGCGGCAACGUUGCCAUGGCAUAAUUCCAUUGGUUUGUUGGCCUUCGUUUGUUUGGCGUGUCCUGUUUUCGGUAUCCCUUGGAUCUUAAUGUUUAGUUGGAAUGCGCAAACAUGCUCAGGAUACACAAAGAAGAUGACAAGAAAUGCUAUUGUCAUGUUUUGGUUUGGUAUUUCAAACAUCAUCUCACCUCAGCUUUGGCAAGAAAGAGACGCUCCUCGUUACAUACCAGCUUGGAUCGUUCAAAUCGUGCUUUCGUUUUUCUUAGCCCCAUCAUUGGCCUUAGUUAUUUGGUUUAUUCUGAGGCGCAGAAAUAAGGAAAGACUAGCAAAGUUGGAUUCUGCAGGUAAACAAAUUGGAGUGAUUGAGGAAAACGGCGAGAGGACCGAGGUAAAUGUUGCUCUUCUAGAUUUGACUGAUCUGGAAAACGAGGCGUUUAUUUAUCCAUUGUGA
Lachancea thermotolerans CBS 6340 is the source of this 1650-nucleotide messenger RNA. It is a transcript of the gene YCT1, whose product is annotated as Yct1p. Gene Ontology annotation, cellular component: membrane. Bases 1 to 1650 code for a protein of 549 amino acids. NCBI's taxonomy places the organism in Eukaryota, Fungi, Ascomycota, Saccharomycetes, Saccharomycetales, Saccharomycetaceae. The transcript has a single exon. The record is from RefSeq and is a predicted model, not a curated record. Gene Ontology annotation, molecular function: L-cysteine transmembrane transporter activity. Gene Ontology annotation, biological process: transmembrane transport; L-cysteine transport.